UAGCAGCCACACCUAACGAAUCAGGAAAGAGAAACUGAAACAGGGAGGCAGAGGGUGGGCUGGCUGAUAAAUAACAGAUACUCGGAGCUUAGUUUCCUGUUCCCAGUGCAGAGAGGACACGGACCCUAUCACACAAAGCCUUGGCCAGGAGUCCAUCGACUGCACCAGAUGAUCCCAUGCUGUGCCCCUCAAUAGCCUGAAUGAACAAACAAUAACAAAGAACAGUUACAUCAAAUGGAUUACCAGCUCUUGCCUCUGGAUGACUGGACUGAGAGCCAUGUCAGGGACUGGCUGCAUUCAAUUCGAAUAAAAGAAGAGUACGUGGCCAAGAUGUUUGAAGAGGAGGUGACUGGACCGGUGCUGAAAAAAAUUACAGAAAAGUAUCUGAAAAAGCUUGGCAUGAAAGCAGGACAAAUCCAUCUCUUACUGGUUAGUAGGGAUGAACUAUGUGUGCAACAGAGCAGUACAACAGCUGAACAGAAGAAGCUCCUGUCAGGGAAUAAUGACAAACACCCCAGUGGGAAAGACAAAGAGACUGUGGAAAGACCUGCUCAAGGCUCAAGGUCAGAAUCCCAAGAAACUGUUUCACAAGAAACUCCGCCGCAACCAUCAUCUCAGAAAAAGAAAAAACAAAAAGGUAAAAAUGUAAGUGUGGGGGGUACCAGUUCCGAGGGCAAUGCUAAGCACCCACUCACAAUGAGCAGCUUCCGGGAAUUCGGUACGGAGGACAAGACUUUCACCUACAUGAAAAACCAGCGGCUGUCUCCUGAGACUGGAGUUAUUGACCUAAUCAGGCCUUGCCAUGAAUACAAGUCAUUUGCUACGGCAGCCACGUUGGACAAAAUGAGAUUACAGGCAAAGUUCUCUGCUGAGGUGUUCAAAUUUGCCACUGCUUGUCUGAAUGUAAGAAGCAAUGGCACAAUACACUUUGGUAUCAUGGACAGUGUUGAGGAUAAGGGCUAUGAGCAUGGGCAGAUUGUUGGCAUUGCCAUCACCCAGCUAGACUGGUAUGUUGAUGCAUUAAAUAACAUGAGAGAAUGCUUCAAAAACCCAAGUGAAUUUGCAGCUGCUAGGCUGUGUAUUCGCCCCCCAAUAUUUAUUGAAGUCUACGACAAAGAUUCUGAUACAAAGGGAUUUGUUGUGGAGGUUGAAAUUGAAGCCUCAUUGGUCAAUGUAAAAGAUAAAGUGUUCCAAGUGUGUUUGCCUAACAUCACUGAUAAUAAUAAGAUUCGUUACAAAGAACCAACUACUUAUGAGCGAAAUGGAACAAAGUCGGAGCCUGUAAAUACAGGAGAGGAACUGAGUGCAUUUAGGCAAAGGUUACAGGAAGCAGACUCUCGCAGGGAGGAAGCAGAAUCCAGGGUCACCUCUGAGACCAAGGCUGUGGAAGACUUGGGCAGAAAGCUGUCUGUGCUUAUUACCAACGGCAAGCAAUAUUUUGAUGGCUCCCACUGGUAUGUGAUUGUCACAAACAAGUUUGGAGAACACCAUAUGCAGCACCUUAAGUUUUUGAUGCAUUUAAACAUAUUAUGUGUUUUUGAUUUUGAUCCGGAUUCUGACAGCAUUGGGCUCUGUUCUAAGUUCAAAGAGUUCCACGCCACCAAUAUGUACUCUCUAGAGAGCUACUCUAAUGAAUGUGGAAGGAGUAAGGACGAGAUCAUUAGCAACCUGUGCUUGUUUAGACAAACCUCUUGGAUAUUUUGCAAUGGACGCUCAAACUUUCUAGGUCAAGACCAGCCUUGUAAUGAAUAUACAUGGAUCAGGACUAAAGGGAAAUACUUAAAUAGGGCAGUUUCUUUUAUCUGUGAAGAAAUCAUUACCAGGGCUUCUUUCAUUGUUCUCUUCAUGCUGAUGUCCCCUGUGGAAAAGCCAAUAGCAGAUGCUUUCUAUGAGUUUUAUAGAGAGAUGAAUGGCCUGGAUUACAUGCUUUGCAUUGCAGAGAAUAAAGAGCAGUAUGAGAAAUGGGCCAAACUAGCACAAGAGACUUGUCCGAGGGAAGAUCUUGAAAAGAGAAGCAUUGUGGGCAUGCAAUUAAGUCACAUUGAUGCUACUAUCCAAGCAAUGAUGCCUACUACAGAUUACCAGAGAAACCUGCCUGUUUCCACAAAUGGGCUGUGCGUUCUGACUGUUCCUGAAGAGGAGAGAAUGCCCUCACUUGAUAUAUUAUGUGUAAAUGAGUGCAACAACAUUAACAUAGACCAGAUGGACAAAGAAGAACUGAAGAAACUUGAAAGCUCAUUUUAUCAAGGAGGGAAGAUUAGCUGGAAACAUCUAUGGCUUGCAGAACACAAUCAAUUUGGAACCGUUAUUGAGCGCAAUGGAUGCACAGAGGUUGAACAGAUUCUCAAGGAUAUCUUGCACAAAAACACAGUAAAGCUCCCAGUAGCUAGAAUAAACAUUGCUCACCAGCCAGGCAGUGGAGGGAGCACUGUAGCAAGGCAGAUUCUUUGGAAAUACAAAAAUGAUUUGAGAUGCGCCAUAGUAAAUUCCUCCUAUUCAGUUGCACAAGUCUGUGAGCACAUCAUAAGGUUUCGUGAGUAUGAAGAAAAGGAGCCCAACAAAUGCCUUCCUGUUUUUCUUCUUCUUGAGGACUGCGAUGAAGAGUAUAUUGACGAUUUAAGGCAUGACUUAGGAGAAGCUAUGGUAUAUAAAAAAAUGAACAAUUUAAAGCCACGCUUUAUCCUUCUGAGCUGCAAAAGGUCUAAUGACCCCCAAAAGCUUUGUGCUGCCUCUUCUCACGACACUGUUGCAAUCACUCACAAACUCAACAGCAAGGAGCAAAAGCUAUUUAAAGCAAAAGCUGAAGAACUUUCUGCAAGUUUCUCAUCUGAACUUAUCAUUACUUUUGUCUUAAUGAGUCACGGAUUUGAGGAGAAAUACCUAAAAGACUUUGUUAAAAAUGUAAUGCAUGAUAUUGAUCACUCUUCCAAUGUCACAAGAUUAAUAAGAUAUGUUGCACUGUUGAACCAUUAUGUUCAAAAUUCUUACAUUUCACUUUCACACUGUGAAGAAUUUCUUGGGAUUAAGCCCUAUCUAAAAGAGAGCCAACAAAAAGAUAAUCUGAAUAAGGGUAAAUUGAAAAAACAGGGCCGACUGAAGUCAUCAGCAAAACAGCAUUCAGAGAAGGGGAGCGAAACUACUUCCUCAGUUAGUGACCAUGAAAAGUCAAGAAUGGAGUCACUGAGCCAAUAUAAUUUUGUAAACAGUUUAAAUAAUCAGGCACGAUUACUAUUCAUUGAAUUAAGGGAGUCCACCACUUGGAUCUCAGGCAUUCGCAUCCUGCACCCACUAAUUGCAGAGGAAAUCCUUGUUCAGUUGCCCAGAACUUACCUUCAAAGUAAGAUUGCUAUGGACCUUCUGGAUGAAAAAGCACUUCUCUGUCACCGAUUUGCCAGAGAAGAUUUUGUGAAGUUCAUCAGACAAUUGUUUUUAAGACGCCACAAGAAAAGCAGAGGGGAUAUUGUAGACAGCUUCUUUUCUCCCUUAAUAGAACAUGUCUGUAAAGCUGAAAACAAUGUAGAAAUGGCCAUUAAUCUCUUAGAAGUCGCUUAUGAGCAUUUUGAUAAAUAUCCGCUUUUUGCACAGCAACUGGCAAGGAUACAUUACAACAAUGAAAAGUUUGAGGAAGCCAAAAAAUGGGCAGAAACAGCUAAAGCCAAGUUACCAAAUGACUCUUUCAUUUUGGAUACAGAGGGCCAAGUAUACAAAAAAUGGUUUAAUGUAAAUAUGAAAAAGCACCAAAACAACAUCUCAUUCGAAGAAACAAGCAACUUGAUUGGACUUGCGCUCAGGUCCAUGGAAUGUUUCAGGGCAGCGGAAAGGGCAGCAGGAUCAGAGACAGAAACAAUCAAUAAUUUGGGGUACUUUGGAGAGGUGGAGGUAGGUUGUCGUUUACUAGAAUUUCUCUCUACCCUGGAAAUAUUUUCCAAAGAGGACAAAAGCAAAAAUACAGAACUGCUGGAGUACCUGCUGACAGACCAUACACCUGAGGAAAUAAAGGUACCUUGGAGCAGGCUGCAUGGUCAAUUAAAAGGACUUUACCAAAACAUUUUCGAUGCUCUAAAGUGGAUAUCAGAAGAAGUAGGGUAUUUCCAAAUGGAUAAAAUGGACGAUGGUGAGCCCACUAACAAAAGUGAUGAUCAUAUCAACAACCCAAGAAGGUGGUUAUUAAGAAAAACAAGGUCAUUUUCCCAGUAUUUUAGUAACCAGCUUUUGACGAACGUGAGUGAUUCCAACUUACACGCUGUAAAUGAAUUUGUUCAGAAGAUGAGGAUUUAUCAUCUUGGGGGUGGAAGUGCUGCUACUAUUCUUGCCUUACUGUCAGAUCCAAAAACUGAAAGGCCAGCAGCAAAGCUGGAGAGUAUCAUAGAUAAUUACCCAAAAGAUAUUGGACCUCACUCACUAGAUGAUAUAGAUUUGAUCAACUACAUCAUGUGCCAUAUUGCUUUAGGGUGUGUGAAUUCAGAGUCCCCAAAACUUUUGCCCUUUCAGAAGCUCAGAGAUCUUUGCAAACGAUUUCUGAACCAGGAGAAGCAGUUUCCCCCCAGUGCCUACUUUCUAAUAUUCAUGCUCUACUGGCCCGAUGACAAGUUUCCUGAAAAAUAUGGAGACAAUACCUUAACAGCUGCAGGCCAAACAGCAAAGCGACUACACGAUAAAAGGCUUAAAAACGUCCCUGUCAGGAAGAAAAGGACCAACGUGCACUUCUUUCUUGGCCAUGGCUACGGGUUGCAGAAAUUUAAACACAGGAGUACUAUAGAGAAGCACCUCUCUGGCCCUUUAAAUGAACGGGCAUUCAAAUGGGACACAGAUCCGAAAAAUACACUAAUGCUACAGACCACUUUAAAGAAAGUGCCUGGCUUUACAGAAAAUGGCAAGGUUUAUACCAUGAGACCCAGCAGUAAGAACCACAUUGAGGUGCUGCCCCUAAACUAUUCCUCUGUGCCUCACGGCAAUGAAAACAUCACAUUUUACCUGGGAUUCACAUAUACUGGGCUUGUCGCCUACAGCAUCCAGAUAGCAGGAUAGAAGUUACCAUCGAGAAAUGGGAGACAAAUGAUUAA
Messenger RNA from Xenopus tropicalis (tropical clawed frog), 5063 nucleotides. It is a transcript of the gene cpap, whose product is annotated as centrosome assembly and centriole elongation protein. The record is from RefSeq and is a predicted model, not a curated record. Bases 235 to 5028 code for a protein of 1597 amino acids. Gene Ontology annotation, cellular component: centriole; microtubule organizing center. Lineage: Eukaryota; Metazoa; Chordata; Amphibia; Anura; Pipidae. Gene Ontology annotation, biological process: centriole replication; positive regulation of organelle assembly. The transcript has 3 exons.